AUGUGCACGUCAUACACUACAGUACGCAUUGCCACCGAAGCGAGUGGCAUGAUGUGAUGGAAUUUGGAUCGUUCGAACUUUGAACAAAUAGUCAUACAGUCAUACACUAUGCGCGAUGCGUUAAACAUCACAUGCAGUGAGAUAGGCUCGAGAUAGUUAUUCGAUUGUGCACAUCUACAGUAUUGUGUUGAAUCUGAUUCGUUUCACGCUCUUUACCAACAAUCUGUGAUUCUUGCGAGUAGAAUUUUUUUGUUUUUCAAGAAACUCUCAACGAGAGAGUCGUGAGUCAUCUUUUUGUCUGGUCGCGUGUGUGCAUGCGUUCACUCUUUCUUUCUGCUAGUUUAAAUUCAUUCUGACGUGCAGUCGAUCUCCGUUUCACGUACGAAAAUCAUUUAUUUAUCGGGAACCGAAUCGAAAACGUGAACGUCGAGCGAAACGACGCUCGGCUAGUUAAGCGCAAAGGGAUGCCAUCAAAAUGGGUUUAUAUAAUCCUUAAUCUGAUAGUUUGUGUAAUUGCAUCUGAGGAAGACGAGGCUACUAGAGCGUACAUAAAAAUAACCGAAUUUGAUUACGAAGAUACUUGCCUGAGUACAGCGGAAGCGCAAUGGGAAUUCAUUAAUUCACCAUCGAAUGAAAAAUUAUCAGUAUGGGAAGAGAAAUUAAUAUCUUAUGCCGCUUUCAAGAACACAGAAAAAGACAUAGUAGCCAACAUUUCAAGAGCUGAUAUUAGCGAUGAAUCUUUACAAUACAAAUACGAUGUUGCUGAAAAAAUAGGUGAUGCUCUAUUGGAUAUUGAAGAUUUUAAGACAAUGUAGAACGUAUACUGUCUCGUGAUAGUAAUAUUAGAAACAAGAGCACUGUUUGGACAACAUGGCAUCGAGAACUAGCUCCAUUAGUUAAUAAUUUUUCAACUAUCUUACCACUUGCUGAUAAAGCUGCCAAAGCGAAUGGUGCCAAAGAUGUUUCAGAAUAUUGGGAACUCUUAAGUGGAUAUAGCGAUGGUUAUGACAAAAUUAGAUAUAAAUGGAAUAGGAUUAUCGAUCUUCAUAAAAAGAUAUUGAAAUUCGCAAUAACUACCUUGACUAACAAGUAUAAUAUUAAUAUGAAUGAUACAAUACCAGCGUACUUACUUGAAACUUCUUGGGAAAUCACUCUACAAAACUGCUUCUGCUAUGAGUACACAAAUACUAAGUCAAGUGCCCCAAGCAGAAUUUUGGGAGAAAAGUUAUUUCAACCAGCAGUGUCCAUCAAAAUUAAUUAAUUUUUGCAAAAAUGCUGUUUUGAGGGUAUCUACUUGCUUUGAGCCUACUAUAAGUAAUUAUCUUUCUGCUCACAAAAACGUAGGAAAAAUUGUGUUCAAUCAAUUAUCUGUCGAAGAUACACCGAUACUUAACACGGCUAAUCGAUAUUCAGCUUUAGAGGAAGGUGUAUCGGAACUCUUUGGUAUUUUAGCUGCAAGUCCUGCUUGGUUAAAUUACACGCGUAUUAUCGAUGAUUCUAGCGAUAAUGAUCAAAAUUUAAUAACAUCUCUUAUGAUUACUGCAUUGAACACGUUACCACAGAUUGUUUAUUAUAUAUCUGUAGACAUGUGGAGAAUUAAUGCUAUUAAAAAAAAUAUAACAAAUUCUGAGGAUUUAAUAUCAUCUUGGUGGGAAUAUAGGAAAAUAAUUGGCACAAUGUUAGCAUUUCAAUUAUAUGAAUAUCUGAUGGAAUCUACGGAAGUUAGAUAUGACUCAAUCGUGAGAAAACAUAUGAAUAUUGAUUUCUUAAAAAUGAUUCAGCAAGGAAGUGCCGAUGAUUGGAUGAAAGUAAUAGAUAAAUAUUUGGAAAUAGACGAAAUUUCACCAGACUCGUUACUCUCAUUUUUCUUACCGUUAGAAGAUUUCAUUGAUGAGCUGGAUGAUGAUUUCCAAUUCAAAGCGGUUACCGCCAAAGAAUCAGAAUUAGACGAAUUAGAAAAAGAAAUAAUUAUGGAAAUGAAUACUCCGUUAACGACCACUAGCACAACUCCUACUCCGAAACAUGUGAACACAGAACCAAAAAUGUCGGAUGCAAAGUCUUCGAACAAACAAAAUGACAAAAGAAGCGAUAUAAAUACUGUGACUAAUUCCGACAAAAAUUUAGAAUCUAAAUCGUCUAUAUAUACAUCAGAGAAGAAAGCAGAAAAUCAUAAUCCAUUACAGUCAGUAACAGCGGAAGUUCCUUUUGAUAAGUCAUUACUUGAUAUUCAGGACACAGAUAAGAAACCAAAGAUUAGUACUAAUAAGGCAGUAUGGGCGGUGGGCGCAGUGUUGAUAGCAGUAAUAAUCAUUUGUAUAAUUGCGAUAUUCGGAAGACAAAGAUGUCGCAAAAUACCAAAAAAUAGACGAUACGUUUAAUAGUAUCCAUUUACGUUGAAAAAAAUCUCUACAUCACGUAUAUAUUUAUUUUCGCAUUUAGUCUAUAACAUUUUCUCAAGUAAGUUAUUGUUAUAAAGCGUUUCGUAGAGAAAAACAUUUAUUAAUUCGCAAUAUCUAACAUUGUACAUUCCUUACUGUUCGUUGCAAAAGAGAAACAGAGGCUACUCUCAGAAUUGUAGUGUGAAUACUAGUCUCUUGAUACAGUUGAGCAGUACACAUGAAAGAGCUUAAUAAAAAGAAAUGAUGAGUAUUAAUAAGUAUAAGCGUAAAUAUUGUAUUCAAUUCUCUAAUUGGAAUUAUUUAAUUUUUAUUGUAUUAUGUAUAUAUGUAUACAAAUUUAAUAUGUAUUAGUAUUAAAAAUAGAAAAGGAAUGUCGUAAUAUGCAUGCCAAGUACAAUAGUUCCUCCGCCACUAUGCCAAAUUAUAAAAAACUAAAAAGUUUUAAGAAACGCACAAAAUAAAAGAUGUCUUCCUCCUUUUUUGUAGAGCUCGUAGGAUAUGUACUUCAAUGGUAUCUGUAUCUGUUUAUGUAUCAUAUUUUUCAAGAUAUGAUUUGUACAUAAUUACUCAUACAGAAUUGUAAGAUAAAAAGCAUAACGUAUCAUAACGUUAAUCAUGUCACAAAACCAGUGUAACAUAUUUUUCUAACAUAAUAAUAUCAUGUAUAAUAUUUAUAUACAUGUAAUUUGUAUACAAUAUAAUCUUUAUAUUAAGAAUUUAUAUUUUUUAUAAAAGUAUUUAUUUUGUACCACAUAAAGUAAUCUAAUAAAGUAUUCUUCUGGUACAAAAUUAAUAUGCGUUAGUUUUAAAAGAUUAAUUUGUCUCUUAUCUAUGAUGUUGGAAAUCAUUGAGCGUUCUGUCAAAUUGCAAAUAUAAAUACAAGGAUGUACAUGAUGCUUAUCUAAGUCAAUGCUUAUCUAAGUCAAUACGAAACUCAUACGUACACUUCAUACAUUUAAAAAAGGUAAAUUAACGAGCUGAUUUCAAGUUUUAAAUACAAAUUAUUUUCCGUUAUUGCAAAAUGUAGCUGUGUUUUUCUAUUUUCUACCAAAUAAAAAAACAAGUUAUAACAUUUUGUUUCUAUAACAUUUUCUAAUAUGAUGAGUGAAAUAUAAUAUAAUCUCAUAGAUCCUUUGAUAUUCAAC
Heterotrigona itama is the source of this 3544-nucleotide messenger RNA. The record is from the annotation of a GenBank genome assembly. Lineage: Eukaryota; Metazoa; Arthropoda; Insecta; Hymenoptera; Apidae.